This is a messenger RNA of Lepus europaeus (European hare), 4627 nucleotides long. RefSeq names its product S-phase cyclin A associated protein in the ER (gene SCAPER). The coding region runs from base 120 to 4319 and encodes 1399 amino acids. Lineage: Eukaryota; Metazoa; Chordata; Mammalia; Lagomorpha; Leporidae. The record is from RefSeq and is a predicted model, not a curated record. The transcript is spliced from 32 exons. Gene Ontology annotation, molecular function: zinc ion binding; nucleic acid binding.
CGCCCCGCCCCUUUCCCGGCGGGACGCUCGGAGCCGCCCCGACCUGCGCCGGGCGGCCGGGGAGUUGCACCCCGUGGGUUUACGAGGUAAAUGACUCUGGCAGAGAAGAGAACGGAAGAAUGAUGGCUUCAUUCCAGCGCUCCAAUAGUCACGAUAAAGUCAGGAGGAUAGUUGCAGAGGAGGGCCGGACUGCGAGAAACCUGAUUGCCUGGAGCGUUCCCCUCGAGAGCAAAGAGGAUGACGGAAAUCCUAAAUGUCAAACCGGUGGAAAGUCUAAGAGGUCAAUUCAAGGGACUCAUAAAGCAACUAAACAGAACGCGGCGGUAGACUGUAAAGUAACGUCCGCGGCGGGAGAGAAGCACUUUGACAAGAGUCCCACCAAGACGAGGCAUCCUCGCAAAGUCGACCUGCGGGCUCGGUACUGGGCCUUCCUGUUUGACAACCUUCGCCGGGCGGUGGAUGAAAUCUACGUCACCUGUGAAUCAGACCAGAGCGUGGUGGAGUGUAAGGAGGUGCUGAUGAUGCUGGAUAACUACGUGAGAGACUUCAAGGCACUGAUCGCCUGGAUCCAGCUUCAGGAGAAGCUCGAGAAGACAGAUGCUCAGAGCAGACCAACGUCACUGGCCUGGGAAGUAAAGAAGAUGUCUCCAGGGCGCCAUGUGAUUCCAAGUCCAUCAACGGACAGAAUAACUGUGACCUCAAACGCUCGGAGAAGCCUGAAUUUUGGGGGUUCUCCUGGGACAGUGGCUGCUCCCCGUCUGGCUCCCGCAGGUGUCAGCUGGGCGGACAAGGUGAAAGCUCAUCACACAGGCUCCACUGCUGCUUCCGACGUGGCCCCCCCCCAGCCUGGCCCACCAGUGCCUGUGCAGAAGACUUCACGCAGAAAUGAGCAAAAAGAUGCUGAAGGAUGGGAGACCGUUCAGAGAGGAAGGCCUGUCCGCGCCCGGUCAGCAGCAGUGGCGCCGAAGGCUGCCCCAGUGCCAGAGGCCCUCAGGGCGGAGGAUGACAGCAAUAAAGAAAAUGUGUGUCUUUUACCUGACGAAAACGUGCAGAAAGGCGAGUUUGUGGGAGAAGGACCUUCUCAGACUGCAGAGUCUCGGCCCAAAGAGCCCUCCCGCUGCAGUGACCAUCCUCUGGCCGAGAGAGCCCAGUUCCCGGCGACGACAUCGGAGGACGGCAAGAAUGGUGGCCGUAGUGAGGACACGUCUGUGCAGACUGCCGGGAUGCCUGCCGUGUGCGGGGAUGUGGCGUGCUCAGCAGUUCUGCGGCCCGCGGCCUCACCGCCUCUGCAAACACAGGAAGACAAGCUUCCAGUAGAGAAAGCAAGGCUAGAGCACGAAAUGGACCCCUCAGAGAUUUCAAAUUCGAUGGCCGAGGUCCUGGCUAAGAAGGAGGAGUUGGCAGAUCGUCUGGAAAAGGCCAACGAAGAAGCCAUCGCCAGCGCCAUCGCUGAGGAGGAGCAGCUGACCAGGGAGAUUGAAGCAGAAGAGAACAACGACAUUAACAUCGAAACCGACAACGACAGCGACUUCUCUGCCAGCAUGGGCAGUGGGAGUGUAUCUUUCUGUGGUAUGUCUAUGGACUGGAACGAUGUUCUUGCAGAUUAUGAAGCUCGUGAAUCUUGGCGCCAGAACACAUCCUGGGGGGACAUUGUGGAAGAGGAACCUGCUAGACCCCCGGGACACGGGAUUCACAUGCACGAGAAGCUGUCCUCGCCGUCUCGUAAAAGAACAAUUGCAGAAUCUAAGAAGAAACAUGAAGAAAAACAAAUGAAAGCCCAGCAGUUAAGAGAAAAGCUACGCGAAGAGAAAACCUUAAAGCUUCAGAAAUUGUUAGAGAGGGAGAAGGACGUCCGGAAGUGGAAGGAAGAAUUGCUAGAUCAGCGCCGUAGGAUGAUGGAAGAGAAAUUGCUUCACGCUGAAUUUAAACGUGAGGUGCAGUUGCAAGCAAUUGUGAAAAAAGCACAAGAGGAAGAAGCGAAGGUUAAUGAAAUUGCCUUUAUAAACACCCUCGAAGCCCAGAAUAAGCGCCAUGAUGUUUUAUCAAAGCUGAAGGAAUACGAGCAGAGGCUGAAUGAACUCCAGGAAGAGCGUCAGAGGAGACAGGAGGAGAAGCAAGCCCGCGACGAAGCUGUGCAGGAACGCAAGAGAGCGCUGGAGGCGGAACGGCAGGCCCGCGUAGAGGAGCUGCUGAUGAAGAGGAGGGAGCAGGAGGCCCGGAUCGAGCAGCAGCGGCAAGAAAAGGAAAAAGCCCGUGAGGACGCAGCCCGCGAGAGAGCCAGAGACAGGGAGGAGCGAUUGGCAGCGCUCACGGCUGCUCAGCAGGAAGCCAUGGAGGAGCUACAGAAAAAAAUCCAGCUCAAGCACGAUGAGAGCAUUCGAAGGCACAUGGAGCAGAUCGAGCAGAGGAAAGAGAAGGCCGCGGAGCUGAGCAGUGGGCGGCACACGAGCACUGACGACGCCCCCAAGCUGACCCCCUACGAGAGGAAGAAGCAGUGCUCUCUGUGCAGCGUCCUGAUCUCUUCAGAGGUGUAUCUCUUUAGCCACAUUAAAGGGAAAAAGCACCAGCAAGCGGUGAGGGAGAACAGCAGCAUCCAGGGGCGGGAACUUUCAGAUGAAGAAGUGGAGCAUCUGUCCCUGAAGAAGUACAUUGUUGACGUUGUGGUUGAAAGUGCGGCUCCCGCAGAGCCUCUGAAAGAUGGAGAAGACAGACAAAAAAAUAAAAAGAAAGCCAAGAAGAUCAAAGCCCGGAUGAACUCGAGGGCCAAGGAAUACGAAAGCUCAGUGGAAACCAAAAAUUCUGGGUCCGAUUCGCCUUAUAAAGCAAAGCUUCAGCGAUUAACGAAAGAUCUUCUAAAGCAACUGCAAGUGCAAGACAGUGGUUCGUGGGCAAACAAUAAGGUUUCCGCUCUGGAUCGGACCCUGGGUGAUAUCAGCAGAAUCCUGGAGAAAGAGAAUGUGGCCGAUCAGAUCGCAUUUCAGGUCGCUGGUGGAUUCACAGCCCUGGAACACAUCCUUCAAGUGGUAGUCCCGGCCACAAACGUGAACCUGGUUGCACGAAUUCCGCCUAAGUCCCUCUGCAACGCCGUCAGUGUUUACAACCUGGCCUGCACCGACUGUCUGGAAAACUGCACGGACGUUCUGUUCAGUAACAAGAUCACCUUCCUCAUGGACCUCCUGAUGCACCAGCUGACGGUUUAUAUUCCAGACGAAAAUAAUGCUAUUUUGGGAAGAAAUACAAAUAAACAAGUUUUUGAAGGCUUGACGACUGGACUUCUCAAAGUGAGUGCUGCGGUUUUUGGCUGCCUGAUUGCCAAUCGACCAGAUGGGAACAGCCGGCCAGCGACACCAAAAAUAUCAACACAGGAAAUGAAAAGCAAACCCUCCCAAGGUGAUGCUUUUAACAGUCGAGUUCAGGACCUCAUCAGCUACGUGGUGAACAUUGGUCUGAUCGACAAGCUAUGCGGCUGCUUCCUGUCGGUGCAAGGCCCAGUGGACGAGAACCCCAAGACGGCCGCGUUCCUGCAGCAUGCCGCCGGCCUCCUGCACGGCCUGUGCACGCUGUGCUUGGCUGUCACGGGAAGGUCGCACAGCAUAUUCGACAGCAACCGCCAGGAUCCCACGGGGCUGACGGCUGCUCUUCAGGCCACGGACCUGGCGGGGGUCCUGCACAUGCUGUACUGCGUUCUCUUCCACCGCGCCGUCUCGGACCCCGGCGCGGCCGCGCCCAAGGACAGCUACAGCCAGAACACGGUCCAGGUGGCCAUUCAGAGCGUGCGCUUCUUCAACAGCUUCGCAGCCCUCGACCUGCCUGCCUUCCAGUCUAUUGUAGGGGCAGAGGGCCUGUCCCUUGCAUUCCGGCACAUGGCCAGCUCCCUGCUGGGCCACUGCAGCCAGGUCUCCUGUGAGAGCCUCCUCCAUGAGGUCAUCGUCUGUGUGGGCUACUUCACUGUCAACCACCCAGAUAACCAGGUCAUUGUGCAGUCCGGCCGCCACCCCACGGUGCUGCAGAAGCUCUGCCAGCUACCCUUCCAGUAUUUCAGUGACCCGCGGCUGAGCCGAGUGCUGUUCCCCUCGCUGAUCGCCGCCUGCUACAACAACAGUCAGAACAAGACGAUGCUGGAGCAGGAGAUGAGCUGUGUCUUGCUGGCCACCUUCAUUCAGGAGUUUGCCCAGACCUCGCAGCGCGGGGACAGCCAGGCCCAGCAGCCCAGAGGAAAAGCCCUCGGAGCCCCAGACUACCUCGAGCUCGCUAACCGAUUUCCCCAGCAGGCCUGGGAAGAAGCGCGGCAGUUUUUCUUGAAAAAAGAGAAAAAAUAAAUGUUUUGGUUGGCUCUGUAAAAAAAAGUACCUUUGUUAAUAUUUUAAAUUGUUUGAGCAAACAUCCCCGCAGCUCGUAAGCGGCUCGUUCCCCCGUGUUUACACUGUCCCCCUGCACUGUAGAUACAUACAUACUUUGCACUAUUUAUAAUGGCUGUAGAUACUUUAAUGUGCUACUUCCUACAUUUGCAAGUUGAGUUUAUUUCAUUGAUGCACAAUAUUCUGGGUCCUGAUAGCCCCCAUCCCGAGAUAAUAUAUACUUUGCAUUUGUAUUAUGGGUGGAAUUAGGCAUAAAAUUAGCAUGUCUG